Messenger RNA from Maylandia zebra (zebra mbuna), 3572 nucleotides. RefSeq lists its product as uncharacterized. The record is from RefSeq and is a predicted model, not a curated record. Lineage: Eukaryota; Metazoa; Chordata; Actinopteri; Cichliformes; Cichlidae.
AUGUGACGAUGGGGCACUCUUUGCUCUGCAUGAUGGGCUUUUUCUUGCUCAGUACUGUCAUCUGUGGAAAUGCUGAAGUUCCCAUUAAGCCCACUGUGACUGUGGAGCCAUUCUGGCCUCAGAUAUACAGCGGUGAGACAGUCACUGUCAGAUGUGAGAUUCAUGGAGGUGAAGGAGCUCAGUGGACGUAUGAAUGGAGUCCAGACAAGUUAAACACACCUCCAACAUCCAAUGAACACAAAAUUACAGUUACUGAGUCUGACAGUGGAGGAUACAGCUGCUUAGGUGGAAGAAACUCCACCUGGACAGAGUCGAGUGAUGUCACCACAUUGAGAGUAACAGCUCCUCCUGAGCCUACUGUGACCCUGCAGCCAUCCGGGACUCAGAUAUACAGCGGUGUGAUAUACAGAGCUCCUCCUAAGCCUGCUGUGUUCCUGCAAUCCUCCUGGACUCAGAUAUACAGCCGUGAGACAGUCACUCUCAGAUGUGAGAUUCAAGGAGGUGAAGGAGCUCAGUGGACGUAUGAAUGGAGACGAAACAACCUGGACCAUCCUCCAACAUCCAGUGAAUACAGAAUCAGCAGUGCUACUAAGUCUGACAGUGGACGAUACAGCUGCAGGGGUAAAAGAAGCUCCUCCUGGACAGAGUGGAGUGAUGUCACCAAAUUAACUGUAUCAUCUCCUCCUAAGCCCACUGUGACCCUGCAGCCAUCCUUGACUCAGAUAUACAGAGGUACCACAGUCACUGUCAGAUGUGAGAUUCAGGGAGGUGAAGGAGCUCAGUGGACGUAUGAAUGGAGAGGAGGCCAGAAAAACAUACGUGGAACAUCCAGUGUAUAUACAAUCAACAGUGUUAAUGAGUCUGAUGGUGGAGGAUACAGCUGUCGGGCCACAAGAAGCUCUUCCUGGACAGAGUGGAGUAAUAGCACCCCAUUGAGAGUAAUAAUUCCCACUAAGCCCACUGUGACCCUGCAGCCAUCCUGGACUCAGAUAUACAGCGGUGAGACAGUCACUGUCAGAUGUGAGAUUCAGGGAGGUGAAGGAGCUCAGUGGACGUAUGAAUGGAGACAAGGCCAGUCAAACAUACCUGAAACAUCCAGUGAAUACAGAACCACAGUUCCUGAGUCUGACAGUGGAGGAUACAGCUGCCGGGGCAGAAAGGACUAUUUGUUAACAGAGUGGAGUGAUAUCAUCAGACUGACUGUAUCAUCUCCUCCUAAGCCCACUGUGACCCUGCAGCCAUCCUGGACUCAGAUAUACAGCAGUGUGAUAUACAGCAGUGUGAUAUACAGCGGUGAGACAGUCACUGUCAGAUGUGAGAUUCAGGGAGGUGAAGGAGCUCAGUGGACGUAUGAAUGGAGACGAGGCCAGUUAAAAACACCUGCAACAUCCAGAGAAUACACAAUCAGCAGUGCUACUAAGUCUGACAGUGGAGAAUACAGCUGCCGGGGUAAAAGAAGUUCCUCCUGGACAAAGUGGAGUGAUAUCACCAAAUUAACUGUAUUAUCUCCUCCUAAGCCCACUGUGACCCUGCAGCCAUCCUGGACUCAGAUAUACAGCGGUACCACAGUCACUGUCAGAUGUGAGAUUCAGGGAGGUGAAGGAGCUCAGUGGACGUAUGAAUGGAGACAAGGCCAGGUAAACAUACAUGAAACGUCCAAUGAAUACAGAAUCAACAGUGUUAAUGAGUCUGAUGGUGGAGGAUACAGCUGCCGGUCCACAAGAAGCUCUUCCUGGACAGAGUGGAGUAAUAGCACCCCAUUGAGAGUAAUAACUCCCAGUAAGCCCACUGUGACCCUGCAGUCAUCCUGGACUCAGAUAUACAGCGGUGAGACAGUCACUGUCAGAUGUGAGAUUCGGGGAGGUGAAGGAGCUCAGUGGAUGUAUGAAUGGAGACAAAGCCAGAAAAACAUACCUGAAACGUCCAGUGAAUACAGAAUCACAGUUACUGAAUCUGAUGGUGAAGGAUAUAGCUGCCGGGGCAGAAGGGACUAUUUGUUAACAGAGUGGAGUGAUAUCAUCAGACUGACUGUAUUAAAUGAACCCCGUCCUGUCCUCACUGUGUCUCCAUCAUGGCUGAGUCCUGGAGCCUCAGUAAAUCUGAACUGUGAGGUUGAACAUCCGUCUGCAGGAUGGAGCUUCUACUGGUAUAAAGCUGUUCCUGAUCUGAAAACAUUCAACUAUAAAUCCUCCAGUUAUGAGCUGCUACCUGAUGGCAGUGGGACUGCACAGGACUCCUACAUCAUUCAUGGACAAACACACACAGCAGGAUAUGUGUGCAGAGCUGGAAGAGGAGUGGAUGAUGCUGAGAGUGAUGACUCAAAGCUCAUGAUGUCACAUGACCUGUACCAAGCUCUACAUGAGCUGCCAGCAGAUAAAGCAUAUGUUCAUUCAGCAGCGUCUCUCACAGUGAGUCCUGACAGAGUGCAACACUUCACCUUUGACUCUGUCUCACUGACCUGUGAGGGAAACUUCACUGAGUGGAGAGUGAGGAAGUUCUCUGAGGACGGCCGACUCUCUGACUGUAGCAGAAUGACUGGAUCCACAUGUGACAUCUACACAUCAAAGUCAGAUACUGGAGUGUACUGGUGUGAGUCUGGAUCAGGAGAGUUCAGCAGUGCAGUCAACAUCACUGUACAGAAUUAUUAUUAUUAUGGUCCUAUCCUGGUGAGUCCUGUUCAUCCUGUGACUGAGGGAGCUUCUGUUAAUCUGAGCUGCAGUUUGAGAACACAAAAAAUACUUUCCAAUGUGUUUUUCUAUCACAAUGACAAACUUAUUCAAAAUGAUACCCGAGGGGAGCUGAAGAUCUCUGCAGUGUCAAAGUCUGAUGAAGGUUUCUACAAGUGUCAGUACUCAGGAAGAGAGUCAGCACAGAGCUGGAUGUCAGUUAAAGUAACUGUGUCAGGUACUGACAGCUCUUCAUCUCCUGUGUGGUUGAUGGUUGGACUGGUUUGUGGAGUCUCUCUCAUUAUUAUUCUCCUGCUCUUGUUGUAUCGCUGCAGACAGUCCAAGUAUUCCUGCUUCACCAGGUCGAUCCAGUCUGAGAGUCACAGUCCGGGCUCCUCCACAAAUCAUGGAGUCAACCAGAAUGAAACUCAUGUGUACGACUCUGUUCAUCCUGGUACCAAUCACAUCUAUGACUCAGUUACGCCAGUUGAAGACAACAGAAAUGGAUCAGAUGAACAUCAAGAUGUCACAUACGCUCUGAUUGAACUUAAAAACUUUGAAAAGAAGCGGAAGCAUCAUGAACCAGAGCAGAGUGCUGUUUACUCUGAGGUGAAGACGGGAGCUGCAGAGGACAGUCUGAUGUAUGCUGAGGUCAAACACCCCAAAAAAGGAAAAGCCAAGAAGAAAGCAGGAAAAUCAAGUCCUGCAGCUGAUGCAGCAGUUUAUUCUGAAGUCACAUUAGGAAGCUUUCCUGGUCAGUGAGGAGAGCUGCAGCAGCAAAAAGGAGCAUUUUAUGAAUCCACUGUUGCUCCUCUGCUGCUCAAAUAUCAGAUGCUCAGUCUUUAGUGUUUAUGAAGAUGAUAUUGAAUAAUAAUAUGAUAUAUAGUUGGUACUGUGUUUUAGCAU